Molecule: messenger RNA, 3986 nt
Organism: Odontomachus brunneus
Lineage: Eukaryota; Metazoa; Arthropoda; Insecta; Hymenoptera; Formicidae
Exons: 16
Coding region: 401-2611 (736 amino acids)
Biological process (GO): carboxylic acid metabolic process
Molecular function (GO): oxidoreductase activity, acting on the CH-OH group of donors, NAD or NADP as acceptor
Source: RefSeq, a predicted model, not a curated record
UUUUCGCGGCGACGUAAAUUUAUCGUGUAACAUCGCAUUAUAUUCGCGCGCGUUCACGGCAUUCAGGUUCAAGAUCAAAAUCAUCGCAUCGCCCAGCUGACGUCAAGGAAGAUAUCCUCUUCGAAACAGCCGCCGGGAUCGAGAUCAACUUCAAAAUCUGCGGCCGUUUCAAUAAAGAUCUUCGAGGAGUCUGAGGAGACCUAGCUUCGCCUCGCUGCUUCAAGACCGAGUCGAUCCGGAUCUGCAUAAGCGUAAGCAGCGACGACUCGCACACGCCGCUCAUUUGAGCCCCUUCCUGAGAAGCGCCGACCACCUUGACGAGCGUCCGUGCGGUUAAUAACGUGGGCAAGGGAAGUCACGUGAUUCAGCUGUUCGGUAAAGUAACAGCAACGACCGCAGCAUGGCCGACGAAGGAUUUGACGUGCCCAGAAGGGAGGAUAUUUUAGAGGAGGGCAUGGUCGACAGCAGGACGCACGAUGAAAAUGAAUGUGAUGAUGUCGACAAGACCUCGAUCACGACAACUACCACGAAAAACGCUUUAACAACGAGGCAUUUAGGACCAUGCGACGUUUAUCCGAACGGCGCCAAAGUUUCGAUCGUGGGUGUAAGAAAAGUUGGCAUGGCUUGCGCCAUAGCGCUUCUGAUGAAACGAAUAGCGAGCGAGGUCUGUCUGAUCGAUCAGAACUUGGAAAAGGCUGCCGCCGAAGCCGAAGACAUUCAACACGCUGGUGUCUUUCUGGGAUGUCCGCUUGUGACGGGCACAUCAGACGUCUACAAGGUGAAGGACUCGACGGUAGUGGUGAUCGCGGUUUGCGAGAGGAAGCCAGGGGAGAAAUUGGAUGUGAAACACAACGUCGAGGUGUUUAAGAAGAUCAUCCCUACUAUCGCGAAGUUGGCGUGUAAGGCGGUGUUGCUGGUUGUAAGUCAGCCGAUCGACGUGAUGUCGUACAUCACUUGGAAGUUGUCCAAGUUUCCCUCGAGCCGCGUACUCGGCACGGGGACUCUGCUGGACAGCUGCAGGCUGCAGGAUUUACUGAGUCAGAAGUUGGGAGUAGCGCGCAAGUCGAUUAGCUGCAUGAAUAUCGGCGCGCAGGGCGACACGUCCGUUUCUAUAUGGUCAAGCGUUCACGUGGCGGGCACGAAGAUACGCGACAUAAACCCAAGAAUGGGCGAAACCGACGAUCCCGAGAAGUGGCGUGACAUCGCCGAAGCUGUAAAUAAAACCGACGCCGAGCUUAAUCGGAGGAAAGGCGAUAAAGGGCCGAGCUGCUGGGCUCUGGGCUUCUGCACCGCUGAAAUCGUCGACGCUAUAGUCAGGAAUACCAAAAUGGUGCUGCCAGCUUCGACGUACAUACACAGCUGUUCUCACGGAACCGACAAGGACGUGUACAUGUCGGUACCCUGUGUUCUCGGUCGCGAGGGUGUGUACGCCACUGUGCGACAGAAGCUGAGCGAUCAGGAAAAGGCAGCGGUGCAACAGUGUGCCGACAACAUCCGCGGUGUGCUGCGCGAGUGCGGCAUUCUUCGCGAAACAGACGACAUUGAGGAUAUCGGUGCGCCCAAUAUGACGGAAUUGAGAAGGAAACCGUUUGACGUCGCCGGCAACACGGUGACCUUCUUACUGACCAAACAGGCGGAGCAUCUUGUGGAUGGCCAUCGUAUUAAGAUCGUCGUCGUCGGAAGUGCACCCAAAGGCGUCGCGGUCGCUAUAGCGAUUCUAUCCAAGCGUCUCGCCUCCGAGCUCGUCCUCAUAGACGCGAACGAGGAUCUCGCCAAGGCGGAAGCAGAAGACAUCAGCCACGCGGCGGCGUACCUCGGCGAUCCGAAGAUUAUUGGCACCAAAGAUUACAUCCACGCCAGAGACGCCGCGGUAUGCGUGAUCACCAUUGGGAGCCAGUCUCAUGAAGAUCAGCAGCCGGCCGAUUAUCUGGAUCACAAUCUGAAAAUUUUCAAGGACAUUAUCCCAAACGUCUGCAAGUACGCGCCGAACAGCGUUCUUUUGAUUCUUUCGAAGCCAGUCGACAUCAUGUCGUACGUCGCCAUGAAGUUGUCGGGAUUUCCGCCGAACCGCGUUAUCGGGAUAGGAACGUUCUUGGACAGUUGCAGAUUCCAGUAUUUUAUCGCUCAGAAACUCGGGAUUUCGGCGAGCGCGGUCCAAGCGUUGAUCAUCGGGGAGAGCGGGCCGGCUUCUGUGCCGGUUUGGUCCUCCGCCGCGUGCAUGGGCAUGCCUUUGAAGGAAAUAAAUAAGGAGAUCGGUAUGAAAACGGAUCCGGAAUCCUGGGGAGACUUACACACGAAAGUCGUCCACACCGACAACGAGUUGAUCGCCAGAAAGGGGUAUCACAGUUGGGGAAUGGGCAUCUGUGCGAGUGAGAUAGUCGACGCUAUUGUGCGCAAUACUCGCGCCUGUUUUACUGUCUCGACGUUCUUGAAGGGUUGCCGACACGGACUGGAGAAAGACAUCUUUUUGUCAUUGCCGUGCGUAGUAGGCAGAAACGGCGUGCAAACGACUAUUCGUCUGUCGUACACACCUAAGGAGCAAGAACUGAUGACGAUAUCUUGCCAAAGAAUUUACGAGACGCAGAAAUCGAUUCUCGACAAGAUUGAAUGAAUGAGAGACGCGAUAGUGAUGCUCGUCGUGAUGAUUUACCGGUAUCCGGCUGUAAUUCAAGGAAUCAAAUAUUCUCAACCAUUGAUGAACGAGUCGUGUUGGUCUUGUGUCUGUGUAAACUGGUAAAAUAAAACGAUAACGAGCAAUCCACGUCUCGCUCGUUCGCUUCGGGUGUUUAUGAACCUCGCGAAAUUUUUUGUAAGUAACGUAACGCGCGAGAAAACACGCGAAUUGUGUAAUCGCGUACACGGGAGGAAGCCACGGAUUAUAUCUCAAACCGCUUUAUGCGCCAUCAGUUAAGAAAUUUCCUAGAAAGUCAAGGCGGGCGUAAUACUCACUCCCGUGACAAAAGACCUUACCAUCUUCUGUCCGGCUCGUCCGGUCGAGGUCGAGAGAGGGGUGGCUGAAAAAGGAGGAAACCGCGUUUGUUUUAUAGGACGGUUUGGUUUUGUUACCGAGACCUGAUGAAUAGGGAGUGCUAUAAAUUGCGUACUCCGAGGAUUUCGGCUCCAAUUUGUAAAGAUUAAUGCAGACUACUCGUAAUUAAUUGCUCCGCGUAUGGAGCAGUUAACCGUGCCGCGAAAAACGAUCAGGAUGAUAAAACGGUCGCUAUUAUAAAUAUAAAGAGAGGCCUUACCGGUCAGCGAUACGCCAAUUUGUUACAAAAUUCACGUAUGCUGAUAUCGCGCUUUUUGUCUCUGCCAUCCACUGCAUUAGUUAAGACGUUCGCUCGCCGUCCAGCGCCACUAUAACUGCCGGCAUAACGAAGUAUUCCCGAGUUACACGCGAAAUCGGACGCGUUAUUCAACGGCAAAAUGUUCACUUGUUAGCUGCGAAUAUUCUUGAUUAGUUCUUCAUUACACAAACGUUACAUAAACACUUCCCGUAAAUAGAUUCUUCCUGUCUGCUUUCUCCUAUUUGCAAUGUAACGAUUUCAAAGCGUAGCUUCAGCGAAAAGGAGACUUUUUUAUCAAAAUAAUUGAAAUUAAAUUGAUUAAAAGUGCAAUAAAUAAAAAGUGCCGCAUCUUUCUUGACGAACUGGUUUUUCGUUGAGUGAUUUAACGAGUAGGAGAUAACUAAAAUAUAAUCAUGCUCGAAAAAGAGUUAUGCUUUUAAUUCUGCGCUAGAAACUAAACAUUUUUUUUAUUACGGGUAAUAAAUGAAUGAAAUUAAUUUCCAGAAAAUUUUCGGAAAACGAGCGUGCUGGUAAAGUAAAUUCAUGUUAUGAGAAAAAAAAACAUUGUAUUAUGCGAUAUUUUAUAAAAUUUUCUAUCUACGACUUUUGUAUCGUCACUUCCUGACUUGUAAUCAAUUAAUAUAAUCCAUUAUCAUUCACGAUAAUCUUCAAGGAUAGCCUCUCUCCCUUUGAUCAGAC